This is a messenger RNA of Odocoileus virginianus texanus, 6061 nucleotides long. NCBI's taxonomy places the organism in Eukaryota, Metazoa, Chordata, Mammalia, Artiodactyla, Cervidae. The record is from RefSeq and is a predicted model, not a curated record.
GAUUCUCAACUCCAAUCUCUCUCUCCUCCCCGUCUCCCCACGCCCCCUGCGCCCCCCUCAUUGCCGCCCUUGGUCCCUGUCUCCCCUUGGCCUCUCCCUCUGCCCUCUCCCUUGCCUGCAACCUUGGUUUCUUCUCCCUCCAUCCCAUCUCUCCUCUGGUUUUUGUCCGUCCCUCUCAUUUCUUCACACCCCUGUCCACUUUCCCUCUCUUUCCUCCCCAUUCAUCACUCUCUGACCCUCUCUGCCGGUGAUCGUUGCUGUUCCCCUUCCGUGGCAUCGGGGCAUUCUUCUGUGGCUCCCCCAUCACCGACCACUGCCCCCUGGGCCUGGCCAACCCCGGGCCCAUGCACGUCCCCCCCUUUUCCGCCUCCUGGCUCCUGCCUGCCCCCCUCCCCGUCCUUCUAUCGUCCCUUGGGCUGCCUUCCUCGUCCUUUCCCGCCACCAUCUCCACAUUUCUGCACCUCUGGCGCCUUUCUUCCGUCCACCCUUCCAGCCUCGGUUCUCCCCCCAGCCUGGCUGCCCCGGCCGAGCUCCUGCGCUCCCCAUGCCGGCCCUCCUGCUCCUCGGGACCCUCCUGUUCCUGGCCUCGACUACCGGCCAGGCUGGGGCGCGUCCGUCCAACGCCACGAGCGCCGAGCCCCCGGGUCCGCUGCCCGCCCUGCUGGCGCACCUGCGGCGCCUGACCGGGGCGCUGACGGGCGGCGGGGGCGCAGCGGGCCCGGGGGCCAACGGCACAAGAGCCAGCACCCCGAGCUCGGCGGGCGCUGCCGCACGGGCGCCCCCUCCGGCGGAGCUGUGCCACGGCUACUACGACGUCAUGGGCCAGUACGACGCCACCUUCAACUGCAGCACCGGCUCCUACCGCUUCUGCUGCGGCACCUGCCACUACCGCUUCUGCUGCGAGCACCGCCACAUGCGCCUGGCGCAGGCCUCCUGCUCCAACUACGACACGCCGCGCUGGGCCACCACGCCGCCGCCGCUGGCCGGGGGCGCCGGGGGCGCUGGGGGUGCGGGCGGGGGCGCUGGGGGGCGUGGGGGCGAGGGCCCAGGGGGCAGCACAGCCUACGUGGUGUGCGGGGUCAUCAGCUUCGCCCUGGCCGUGGGCGUCGGCGCCAAAGUGGCCUUCAGCAAGGCGUCCCGUGCGCCCAGGGCGCAUCGGGAGAUCAACGUGCCCAGGGCUCUGGUGGACAUUCUGAGACAUCAGGCGGGGCCCGGGGCCCGCCCAGACCGGGCACGAAGCAGCUCCCUAACCCCAGGGGUCGGAGGCCCCGACAGCAUGCCGCCGAGGACGCCCAAGAACCUCUACAACCCCGUGAAGCCCUCCAAUCUCGAUAACCUGCACCACAACUACCUGCACCUCAACGUCAACAGCCCCAAACACCACGCUGCCACUCUGGGUACGCGCCCGGGCGGGCCGAGCUCCUUCCCUCCCCACCUGGCGGGAGCCCAGUGCGGGGGUAGGCAGAGGGUUGGCCCUGGGAGGCGGGCAUCUUCUGGGCCGGCUGGGGCCCCAGUUCUGUGGUUUACCCCUUCUCUCGCAGCCGAGAAGGACCUGGACGAGGCCUACCUGAAGCGCCGGCACCUGGCAGAGGUGCCCCGUGGGACGCUGCCCCUGCACGCGCUGCGGCGACCCGGCACGGGGGGUGGCUACCGCAUGGAUGCCUGGGGCAGCCCCGAGGAGCUGGGCCUGGCCCCUGCGCCCCACCCUCGGCGCGUCAUGUCCCAGGAACACCUGCUGGGUGACGGGGGCCGGUCGCGCUACGAGUUCACCCUGCCGCGCGCGCGCCUUGUGUCCCAGGAGCACCUGCUCCUGUCGUCACCCGAGGCCCUGCGCCAGAGCCGCGAGCACCUCCUGUCACCCCCGCGCAGCCCCGCGCUGCCCCCCGAGCCCGCCACGCGUGCCAGCUUGGCCGCCUCGCACUCCAACCUGCUGCUGGGGCCCGGGGGCCCCCCCACGCCACUGCACGGCCUGCCACCGCCGCCCGGCCUGCAUGCACACCACCACCACGCCCUGCACGGCUCGCCGCAGCCUGCCUGGAUGUCAGACACCGGCGGGGGUGGGGGCACACUGGCCCGCAGGCCGCCCUUCCAGCGCCAGGGCACGCUGGAGCAGCUGCAGUUCAUCCCCGGCCAUCACCUGCCCCAACACCUCCGCACGGCCAGCAAGAACGAGGUGACUGUCUGAGCGUCCGAGGCCGGGCCAGGGGCUGGGGCGUUGUGGCCUGGGGCCCCCAUCCCAGCCUGCACCCCCCCCCGCCACACCCGCUGGGGGGCCUGGAAUCCAGACCUGCGGGGGCCAGGAGGGCUACCUCCAAGGACACAGUUUUGGACGAAAUCCUCACGAGAGAAAAAGUUUCCUUCUGCAGUGUCACAGCAGAUAAGAUCCUCCUUCUACGUCACAAUCUGAGGCAGGGCCUCCUUCCCAUGACGUCAUCACAGAGGAAGAGGCCUGUAUGUGAGGUCAUCAGUAGCAAAAAACGUCUGUGUUCAUCACAGGGACAAACCCUGCUUCCCAUGAGGUCAUCGCAGAGGAACAGGCCCACUACAGUCAUCGCUGGAGGCCGUGUCUGUGCUCCACGGUGUCAUCACGAAGACCUCCCUCCGGUGACGUUGUAAGAGGAACAAUGCCUUGUCCCAUGACAUCAUCCCAAGAGACCAGGAGCCCUCCUGUGACGUCACUGCACAGAUAAGUCUCACCCUCUGAUGUCGUCUCUGGCACCAAAAGGCCUCUGUGGACAUCAUCGUCACCAGGAAAAUAUUUCCUUCCAAAGAAGAUGCCUCUGUCUAUGAAGCCAUGCCUGCAGACAAAGCCAUCUUCCCGGGAUGAGCCACAGGGGAAAGCGCCUCGCCAGCCAUCCUCAGGAGACACAAGGCCUCCUUUCUAGGACGUCACCACGGGGGCUCACUUCCUUCCUGUGACACCGUUGCCAGAGGAGCUGGCUUGCCCCGUGAUGUCAUCCCCAGAGACGGGCAGCCCACUCUGGGGCCCUCUCCGGGGUGAGGCCCUUCUGCACUGCAGCACCGGCUCUGCCUGCACAGAGAUUGCAUCCCCAUGAGACACAUCCACUGCGAUUGCCCAGCACCCACAAGGCGGGCUGCCCAGAGCCCAUGGCUAACCUGGGGGCCACCAAGGAAGGGCCCGGUCCUGAGAUGCUACCCCGGGCGUCAUCGCUGGGCGGCUGCCCUGUGGGGAAGCUGCAGCCAGAGGUGACAACUCACCCCUGGCGCGCCGGAGCUGUGACGUCACCACCGGAGACACUGCCUGCUCUGGAAGGCCAUUCCUUGUGACGGUGUCACCAGAGUUUCUGCCUUGCCCCACCAUGACUUAGCUUGGUUGCUCUCUCCCCUGACCCUGGGGACAAGCCGUGUGGGAUUUCCCCCAGACCCUCCCCGCAACUGAGGCUGGGCCGUGGGUCCUCCCCGCGUGCAGGGAUGUCACCUCCUGGUGACUCCUGUAGUACAGCACGCACUCCCAGACUGGCUUCUGCUCCCAAGGAGCCGCUCCACUGCUCCUGGAGCCCUGGGGACUCUCAGGCAGCCCCAUGUCUCUCUGCCACAGCUACAGACAUCAUCACCUCCGCAAACAAAGUCCUGGCCUCCUGCUGGGGUGGGGGUGGGGUGUGCCUGCUAUUGAUGUCAUCGGCACCACAAGACUUCCACCACUCAUGGCGGCACUGCACCUGGGGUCCCAUGGUAACCAUGCCUGAUGAUGAUGUCGUUUCCCAGGGUUCCCUAUGAUCUACGCAUAUUCAUCUCCCAGGAUUCACCACAGCUGAUGAUGUCAUUGUCCCCCAGAACCCACCAUGACCCAUGAUGUCAUCACCUUCCAGAACCCAGUAUGGCCGAUGGUGACAUCUUCUACCAGGAUCCACUAGGACUGAUGAUGCCCCAGUUCCCCACAGACCCCCACAAUUGUGCUGUCAUCAUCUCCCAGGAUCCACUCCAACCGUGAUAUCUUCAUGCCCCAGGAUCCACCUUAGCCAUGAUGUCAUCAUCUCCCAGGAUCCAAUUCAGCCAUGAUGUCACCAGCCCCCAGCAUCCAUGAGAGUCGAUGGUGUCCCGGGACCCAUGACAUCCAACAUCAUCAUCUCCCGGGAUCCACUUCAGGCUUGAUACCGUCAUCCACUGGGAUCCACCAUAACUGUGACAUCGCCAUCUCCCAGGAUCCAGGACACCCAAUUAUGUCAUUUAUCAGGACCCACGUCAACCAUGUACCAUCACCUUCCAAGACCCAUCCCCUUGGGAGCCAAGUACUCUGACAGCUGUAUUUCAAUUGUCUUUGGGGUCACCUACAGUCGUUCCCUUUAGAGGAAACAGCACAAUACAUAUUCUUUUCCCAUUCCCUCAAAAAGAGCGUGGGGUGGGGCUCCCUCUGAUGACAUCAUCACUCCAGCCCUUCUUAGUGAUGUCACUGCCUUGCUCCUGACUCAGGCUAAUGCCUGCCUCAACCCGACCACAGACUUGGCCUUGCUCAGUCCCCCUCACCCCUGGGUGAGGGCACCAGUCCCUCCAGAUAACUGCCCUUCACCCAGCCAUCUGAUCGGUGACAGGGUCAACACAGAGACCUCUUACCAUCCCCAGAGGGAGGCCUUCCAGUCCUUGGGUGAUGUCACUGGCCCAGUCCCAUCCCUGGCACCGGCGCCGCAUGCCAUGGGCUUAGGCCAAACCCUCCCUGGCGAUGCCUGGGGCCAGGCCAACAGCUGCUGACCUCCCCAGGACCUUCAGUGGUGUCUGCCUCUGCCUUGGUCCCUCGUCCCGGGAGGGCACGGCUGGAGCGCUGCGCCCGCUGUCCGUGCCACCGUGCCACCUGCGGGGCAGGCUGCGCUCUGCACCUCCCCAGGAUGGCAGAUGAGCGCCCUGCUCUCCCCUUGCCCCCUCACCCUCUGGGGAGUCCCCAACACCCAACGCACAAUUUUCCCCAAAUUCUCUUUGUACAUAGCCAUGUUUGGGGGCGGCCAUUCCCCCACUCUUAAAGGGCUACACGCCCCCUCUCCCAGCCCCGAGGGCCAGGUCGGGGGGCCUCUUCUCCCUCCUCUGGGCCGCCCCCCUUCCUCUCCUCUCUCCCCACAAAUAACGGCACCUCAGCUCAUCCCUUCGCAUCGGGAGCCUGGGCAGAUAAUUGGCCCUCAACUCCCACCAUGGUCCCCUGGAGGAGGAAAUGGCAACCCCCUCCAGAGCUCUUGCCUGGGAAGCCCCAUGGACACAGGAGCCUGGAGGGCGAUACUCCACGGGGUCUCAAAGAGUCGGACACGCCUGAGCAACUGAGCACACAGAACAUGGCUCCACCACACAGGACACUGAGGGCCUACCCCCAGUCUACCAGGGCCCCAGUGGCAGUUUUUCAGCCCCCUGCUUGCAGCUGCUCCCUGCAAGGGCCUCAACACGCCCAGGGUCCCUGUGGCAGACUGUGACUUCCCCCAAAAGGAGCCGGCUUGAGCUCCCCCAGAGCCCCGCCCCUCCACUCACCACCCCCAAGGAGCACUCAGCCUUCUCCAGCCCCCACAUCUGCAGGGUUUGGGGCCUCUCAUCUUCUCUUCACCCCCUCCCCUUCCACUUGCUCUUUCCUGGCCUGGAUUCCAGGCAUCUCGCCCCCCCCACCGCCCACCACACAUCACUCACUCGACACAGGCUGCCUGACCUGGGGCCUUGACCUCUUAUCUCAAAUAAGCCAUAGUGGGGAGAGGUCUCGAGGUGGGUGAGGAAGUGGGCCUGUCCUGCCAGACCCCCUUUAGGCUUCCAGAGCUGAGACUUCACCAUCUGAGUCUCCCCCCUGCCCUGCCGCCUUGUACAUCAUACAGGCUUGUGCGCGCACGUGUGUGUACACACACACACACACACACACACACACCCAUUCCAGUGAGGGGACAGUGGAGGGCAGUAUGGAGAGAAGAUAAUCCAUUCUGGACCAAAAGAACUUCCGAAGCUCUGCCUGCUUCCUUACCCCUCCCCACCCUACUCCUCCACCCAACACCGGACUCUUGCCCCAGCUCCUUGGUGAGGACAGCCAGCCAAGCUCCACUUGGUAUUUUCUCUUUUUUUAAAUAAAGAGAUGUUUUCCUGA